GUGAUGUAGUUAGUGCCAUUCUUGUACUGUUUCAAGAUUUUACUUACUUUUCUGCGAUUGUACCAUUUAGAUAGAUAUCCUGGUUAGUGGAGGCGGAGCUUGAAAGUACACGCGUGUUUUCUUCUCCCCCUGAUACACAGUUGGGGAUGCAGUUGGAUCUAAAUGCUGUCGUCUUCAACCUCGGGAUAAAUAUGUAUAACCCGUUAGCCCAAAAGACCUGCGAGUUUACCAUUGAUUCCUUGAUGACUGAAGCUACAUCAGACCCUUACCUCGCGAUAACAGACCAGCAACCUAGCCUGCCUACGUUAGGACUGGCAACAGGUACCACCGUUCAUACUUCCGGGAACUGUUACUAUGGCUGGGCAGGCUCGCCUCUGCAAACCUCCCCGGUUAGUCUCAAUUCUAGAUCCCCGGUCAAAGACAUGGAAGCACUCCUUCUAAAUACUAGUACGGAAAGACUGAGUUUGGCGGAGGCUUACCGGUCCUACACGGCUGACACAUUUGACGUCCAGGACUUUAAAGAACACGGGAGCUGUUCACAGUCUCCUGUUAAUUCUGACCCUUCGUAUAGCCCAAAUAAGCCCAUGCAUCCCAAGCUGGUGAGCGUCAAUUGUACUUUAGAAAUGAAAUCACUGUGGGAAGAAUUCAAUCAGAUGGAAACAGAGAUGAUCGUGACUAAAGCUGGAAGGCGAAUGUUCCCGUCCUUUCAAGUGCGAGUGUUCGGUAUGGAUAACCUGGCUGAGUAUAUGAUGAUGACGGAUUUCGUACCAGUUGAUGAUAAGCGGUAUAGAUAUUCCUUUCAGAGCUCAACCUGGAUUGUAUCAGGUAAAUCAGACCCGGUUAUGCCACCACGAAUUCACGUUCAUCAGGACUCUCCUGCAAAAGGUAGCCAAUGGAUGAAACAAGUAGUUUCUUUUGAUCGAUUGAAAUUGACAAAUAAUCAAAUGGAUAACAAUGGCCACAUAAUUCUCAAUUCCAUGCAUCGCUACCAGCCGAGAGUUCAUGUUCUUUACUGUAAUCUUAAAGAGGAAGAACCCUUUCAAACACAAAACUUCAAAACCUUCGUUUUUCCAGAGACAAAAUUUAUAGCAGUAACGGCUUAUCAAAAUCAUAGAAUAACUCAACUUAAAAUAGCUAGCAAUCCGUUUGCGAAAGGUUUCCGAGAAGGAGAUAGCCAAAGAUGGUCUGCUUCUUCAGCGUUAUCUGACAUGUUUGCGCGACUACCGCCGAUCCAGCGACCUAGGAAUCCCCAAAGACCAAGUUCUCUUCAUCUUCUCGGCCUUUCUCAGGACUCGUCGGUUUCCAAAACUGAAAAAGAAGAUCCAAACGACGAAUUGUCUGGUGGAAGUCUUUUGUCUCGGGUAAUCGGGUCGAGCUUACAACUAACAGGAGGACUCCACGUUCCUUCGCAGCUAUCCCACGGUGAUCAAGGUGGAUGUCCUGUGGGACAGCCUUAUGCAGGAGAUGUGUGUAACUACGGACCUGUUUAUGACAGUUACAUGUAUCAAAUGAAAAAUAACAAUCCGCCCUACUCUAGACCUCCACUUCACUACUCUAGUUACCAGAGUACACACAAGUAUAAUGGAUUGUACCCUGCGAGACCAGUACAGGAAGACUUUAGUUAUUCUCCCAAGUGAAACUGGGUCCAUAGGAUUGAGGUGUUUAAUUUGUAAAUAAAACAAAAACUGAGAAUUAAAUGCAUUCCGGCUGAUUAGUAUAAUACUGUAUAAAGAACCCUUUUACAAAUUUGAGAUUGAACUCGCAAAUAAAUCAAAAAUA
This is a messenger RNA of Limulus polyphemus (Atlantic horseshoe crab), 1779 nucleotides long. Its product is annotated as T-box transcription factor TBX1-like. Gene Ontology annotation, cellular component: nucleus. NCBI's taxonomy places the organism in Eukaryota, Metazoa, Arthropoda, Merostomata, Xiphosura, Limulidae. Gene Ontology annotation, biological process: regulation of transcription by RNA polymerase II; positive regulation of DNA-templated transcription; cell fate specification. Bases 147 to 1637 code for a protein of 496 amino acids. Gene Ontology annotation, molecular function: RNA polymerase II cis-regulatory region sequence-specific DNA binding; DNA-binding transcription factor activity, RNA polymerase II-specific. The transcript has 8 exons. The record is from RefSeq and is a predicted model, not a curated record.